AUGGCACCAUUUUUUCUCGACAUUCUCUCAGACCACGCUCGGAAAUACGCAAGAGGAAAACAAGGUAAAGUAUGGUACUGUGGAAGGGUUCUGCUCCGGUCGUUUGCCGUGAAGCGGCAGAAGCUUGUCGAAGACCGUGCCGUCUAUGCGUCCAACAUUCCUCGCGAUGCCACUUUCGAGAAGAUCGAGGAGACGUCGAAGAAGGCGAAUAUUAUCGAGAGGGGCGUUGUCGGCAGGCUCGGCAUCGGAAUGUCAUCUGCCGAGGAUGGCAACUUCGACGAUGUGCUAGAUCUCUGCAUUCAUUCGGAGGUCGAGGAUGACCUUAUGCAUCUUGAGGCACUGUCGGACCAAGUGGUAUGA
Paraphaeosphaeria sporulosa is the source of this 360-nucleotide messenger RNA. RefSeq lists its product as uncharacterized. The record is from RefSeq and is a predicted model, not a curated record. Lineage: Eukaryota; Fungi; Ascomycota; Dothideomycetes; Pleosporales; Didymosphaeriaceae. The coding region runs from base 1 to 360 and encodes 119 amino acids. The transcript is spliced from 2 exons.